AUGCAGAAGAAACUGAAGAGGAUACCCGACGCCUCAAGCCAUGUGAGGCACUCGCAUAAUAGUGCUGCCGAGCCGCCAGCAUGGAGAGGUCAUCGCCAGAGAUUCGCAUCAGAUUCGCCAGAGUACGUUGCGAUGGACAGUUUCAAGCAACAUCAGUCGUCUGAUUGA
This is a messenger RNA of Colletotrichum graminicola M1.001, 168 nucleotides long. RefSeq lists its product as uncharacterized. NCBI's taxonomy places the organism in Eukaryota, Fungi, Ascomycota, Sordariomycetes, Glomerellales, Glomerellaceae. Bases 1 to 168 code for a protein of 55 amino acids. The record is from RefSeq and is a predicted model, not a curated record. The transcript has a single exon.